This is a messenger RNA of Dreissena polymorpha, 3904 nucleotides long. Its product is annotated as helicase with zinc finger domain 2-like. The transcript is spliced from 6 exons. The record is from RefSeq and is a predicted model, not a curated record. The coding region runs from base 272 to 3820 and encodes 1182 amino acids. Gene Ontology annotation, molecular function: helicase activity; 3'-5'-RNA exonuclease activity; RNA binding. Gene Ontology annotation, biological process: miRNA catabolic process; mRNA catabolic process. Lineage: Eukaryota; Metazoa; Mollusca; Bivalvia; Myida; Dreissenidae. Gene Ontology annotation, cellular component: exosome (RNase complex); P-body.
UAUAAUUCAUCAUGAUGGAUGCCACGAUGCAACAUGCAUCCCUGUUGACAAACUGAGUGAUGUUCCAGCCAUACACAUAUCAGGACGAUCAAAGAUUGGGAGAACAUUUAACGAAGAUGAGGUCCUCGUCGAGGUGUUAAGCCGAAACAAAAAUUUAAAGGAAGUGAAUGGACAAGUUUUAGGUGUUUUUAGGCGCAAUAGAUACCAAGGUAUUAAACAUCCUGUAUUUAUAUGUACUGUUGAUGAAAAUGGAAGCCAUUUGCUACGACCCAUGUGUAAAACGGUUCCAAAAAUUAAAAUAAAAACAUCUAAUUUGCGAUCGGAUGACAACAUGCCGAUAUUUACUGUGUAUGAUUAUGACGAAAGUGUUGAAGUUUUAAAAAAAUCUACUGAUGUCAAGGUAUCCUCAAAAGAACAUCUUUGUGUGUUUCUGGUAGUAUUUAUUACGUGGAAUUCAACGUUUACAUAUCCACUCGGAAGGAUUGUUAAAAUCUUACCAUGGGGCAAUACUGUUGCCAGGGGAUUAACAAUUUUGAAUAUGCAACAUGGAGUACAUUCAAUAUAUAGUAAAGAAACAAUAGAUCAAGUGAAUGAUUUGCAAAUAUCUGAAGGACUUGACGAACCAAGCACUGAAAGGCAACAGAACAGAAUGGACUGUACAAUGUUGGACGCAUUCACAAUUGACCCACCAGACGCACAAGAUCUUGACGAUGCCCUGAGUUUAGAAUGUAGGCAGGACGAAUUACAUGUUGGUGUACACAUAUCUGAUGUUACUGAGUAUGUAAUGAAAGACGAUGCAUACGACAACGAUGCCAAACAAAGAUUGUUGACUUUCUAUUCAGACAUUGACACACCAAGGCACAUGCUGCCUGAACCAAUCAGUACUAGAAAAUGUAGUCUGUUGGAAGGAAAACGAAGGCUUGCAUUAUCAGUAUUUUAUUGUUUUGAUAAAGAUGGAAAAAGAAAAGAAAUCACAUCUCAAGAUAUUGUUAGACCAACAGUUAUUAAAUCUAAAAAACAAUUUUCAUAUUCACAAGCUCAAUUGAUAAUCAAGAAAAAAGAGGCUGAAAAUGAAAUAACUAAAAUCGAAAAAGAUUUGAAGAUUAUGUUUAAAAUUGCGUGUGCACUUCGUAAACAGCGAUUGGGAAAUGCGAUGCAUGCAUCACAGACUGUAUUUAAUGACAGAGGCGCCGAAGAUAAUGAACACGAAGCCCAUUUUCUGGUUGAAGAAUUCAUGAUUCUCACCAACAUUACGGUCGGAAAAAUGUUGUAUAAACAAUUUCCAGAGUGUAUUCCUGUAAGAUACCAACCACCGCCGUCCGAUGAAAAUAUGCGCGAAUUUCUGCGGAAAAACGGCGUAUUUAUUGAUGUAGUGGUAAACUUGCAAGAUAGAUGCCUAGGAGGCGACAUUCGGGGUUUACACACACUCACACUUCUUGCUAUGGAUGACCAGGCGAUAAAGGGAAAAAAUGUGACAGUUCAAAAAAAAAUAUGGCAAGCUAUAAAAGAUCACAGAAUACCGAAGCAAAUGCUGAUGUGCGACUCCAUGCUCCCCAUUCAGCAUGUUACACUCCAAGAUUGGUAUUUUAUUCAAGAAAGGGCCGGAUAUAUCUGCUGUAACGGACACAAGUCCGAUGCUGACGAGUGCAAGCAUUACCAACUUGAUGUUUUUCCAUAUAUUCAUUUCACUUCGCCCAUACGACGGUAUAUAGAUAUUGUUAUACACCGGCUUGUACACGCGUUUCUCAAUGAUGAACCAUGUCCAUAUACAUCAACAGAAAUCAAAUCAAUUUGCAAUCAGUUGUGUUCAAAGGAGAAACAAGCCAAAGAAUACAGAAAAAAUUGUCAACUUUUAAAGAGAGCUUUGGAACUGCAAACACAACCACAGAUGUUACAGUGUUAUGUUGAGGAUGUUUCGACAAGUGGCAUAAGUUUUUGCACACCAACGUUGAAAAAUGUUACAAAAACAGAUAGAACAUUGACAUUUAAUCGUUUAGAGAUGGGUUAUAAACCCGAGCUAAUUCAAGCUGAAACAGGAACAUAUGUCAGGGCAACGUGGAAGAAAAGGCUGUACGAUUGCAAAGGAACAGCUUUUAAAUAUCCAGAAGAUGCUGCCAAAAUGGCAUGUUUACCAUUGAAUCCUAACAAACACGUGAUCUUAAUACCACUCGGAACAUGGGCUCACUUGAUGAAAUCCGCAAUAAACGGUCACAAUGCUGAUUUCGAAAAAAAACUACAAUUAGCAGCAGCGCAGCAUUCAUCAGGUUUUGAUGAUGUCAGUACCGAAAGCGUCGAAUUGAAAGAUCUGAAACCAUGUACGAAAUUUUCAUUUAAUUUCAAGAGAGGUCAAGUGAUAAAUAUCCAAAUGUUAGCCGGACCAUUACGUGGCAUUAUGGUUCCGAAACCUAUGUGCUUAAAAUUGACGGAUACUAUUUGCUUCUGUUUGUUGCAUACAGAAGAUCCCGUGUUACACCUUUCUAACUACUCCAAUGUGGCAGUAUCAAAAUCCUUUCGUAAUGUGACUCAAUAUGUACAGGAAUGGUUGCCACUCAUUCUGAUGGAGUCUGCUUCCAACACAGUUGGUUGCACGAAUGAUAAUUUCUGCAUAAAUAACGUUAGUAUUAACUUUACAUCAGGGGCUAUAGGCAAGUUCACGCUUUCAAUCAAGCUCUGUGAUGAAAGAAAUAUAGAACUAUCCGGUAUACAAAAGGAAAAGUCGAUCAAUGAUAAUGAAGCGUCAUAUACACGUGAUACUGAUGACUUUAUAAAAUAUUACGACUGGAUUUGCAUUAAAGCUCCUUUUGCGUCAGAUUCAAGUACAUCCCACGACGCUAACUACUGGAUAGCUCAUGGGACCAUCACAGGUGUCAAGAAGAAAAGUCUUGAAAGUGAUAAAAUUAUAGUGUCCUUUAAAUUGAAUCCAAGAUCGGGCACUGUUCCUGGUGAGAUAUCGUCUGGGAAUUCGAAAUACAGCAUUGAAGUCUUAAAGAAAGGCAAUGUCGACGGUCGGACUGAGGGGUUCAUUAAAACUCUUCAGAGUUCAUCAGAAUGUCUUCCAAAUCAAAUCGCUAUCAAAGAGCGAGUAACGGAUUUGGAUGCUGAAUAUAUAGAAGCUCUGGCAGAGAUGACAUUAGAUCUUCAUUUUUCGCCUUGUUCAAGCGACCCAUUACGGCGAUAUAUGGCUGCAAAUAACCAAAAACAACAAGAAGCGAUCGAUAAAGCAAUGAGAUCACGUUUUGCCUUGAUACAAGGACCUCCUGGAACUGGAAAAACAAAUACUGGCAUCAAACUGAUUUUUCUUUUCGACCAAAUAAAUGAAAAGAUCAGUAGUCAGCGUUCUCAUCGGAAACGCGUGUUAUUCUGUGGUCCAUCGAAUAAAUGCGUGGAUCUUGUCGCAAGAUGGAUGUUACAAAGAAUGGGCAACUAUGCUCCAAAAUUUGUCAGAGUUUAUGGAAAAUCGCUUGAAGCCAAGGAUUUCCCAAUACCUGGCAAAGUGUUCAAUACUCCAAAAAGUUUAGAGUCCGCGUAUGAUCUUAGAAGCGUUUCUUUGCAUCAUAUAAUACGUCAAGAGGGAAAGCCACAUGCUGUUGAAAUAAAGGAGUUUGAUGAAUAUUUUAAAGACAAUUGUUAUAGACCAAUGCCAAAGAAAGUAAAAGAAUACCAGGACUUGAUUUAUUCUGCCAGUGAGAACGAGAUUACAAAAUACAACGUAAUUCUUUGCACCACAGAUGUUGCGACUAACUCUAGGCUACUAAAGCACUACAAAUACAACAGCUUAUCGUGGAUGAAGCCGGCAUGUGUCCAGAACCAAAAUGUUUAGUCCCUAUUAUUGCUUCAAAGACCGAGCAAGUUGUUCUCAUUGGGGAUCAUAUGCAGUUGCGACCAAUCAUUAAAUGCAAAGAGG